CGCGUGGCAUCCACGUAAUCUGCUGUUGCAUGGCAACAUUGGCUGCCAUGACGACCUGGAAAAUAAACGACGGCCAUUUUGAUUUUGGAAAGAAGUGAAGUCGAAAUGGGUCAAGAUUACUACAGUAUUCUUGAACUAACAAAAGGAGCGAGCGAUGCAGAUAUAAAAAAAGCUUACAGAAAACUGUCGUUAAAAUUCCAUCCUGACAAAACCCAAGAACCUGGAGCUGACAGGAAAUUCAAACAAGUUUCUGAAUCAUACGAGAUACUGAGUGAUCCAAAAAAACGGGCCAUUUAUGACCAGUUUGGUGAAGAAGGAUUGAGAAAUGGAGUACCAGACAGUGAUACAGGUGGAUGGACACCUGGUUAUACCUUUCAUGGUGAUUCAUUAAGAGUUUUCAGAGAGUUCUUUGGUGGUGACAAUCCAUUUUCUGAGUUAUUUGAUUCCUAUGAUCCAGAGAUUGGAUUUGGUGGUGCUCAUGGGCGUGGCCGUCGGAAGCAGGAUCCACCGAUAGAAAGGGAAUUGUAUUUAACAUUAGAAGAGGUGUUCAAGGGAUGUACAAAGAAAAUGAAGAUAUCGCGGAGAGUGAUGAAUGAAGAUGGCCAUACCUCAAAUAUCCGUGAUAAGAUCCUCACAAUAAAUGUGAAACCAGGUUGGAAAUCUGGUACAAAGAUAACUUUCCCUAAAGAAGGUGAUCAGGGCCCAAAUAAUAUUCCAGCUGACAUUGUAUUCAUUGUGAAGGACAAAUCACAUUCAAUAUUCAAAAGAGAGGGCAAGGACCUUUUCUUCACUGCAACUGUUCCUCUAGGCAAGGCAUUAACUGGUUGUACGGUAGAUGUACCAACUCUGGAUGGAAGGCUUAUCAGUGUACCCAUCAAUGAUAUUAUCAAGCCUGGCUAUACAAAACGUGUACCUGGCGAGGGAGUGCCAACGUCGAAAGAUCCGAACAUUCGCGGGGAUCUUGUCAUCAAUUUUGAUAUCGUUUUCCCAAACAAACUGAACUCGGACCAAAAACGACUUUUGAAAGAUGCCUUGCUGCAGUGACAGCUCUGCAUUGUAGAUCAUAGAUUUGCUGUGGUUCGUAGUCUUGGCGGAAGACUACAUUGUUAUAUAUUCUCAUGUAUUUUGUCAUGAUAUUCCUUGUACAUAAAAAUCUGGACGAAAUCAUGCAAAAUGGCUGCCGAUUCAAUUCCUUAUUGGUGUGAGGUGCUUCUAGUGCUUAAAACGAAUCCUUCUCAAUGGUUCUUCUUGGAUGCGGGGAAAACUCGGUGUUGGGUGCUCUCUAUUCUAUCACUGUACCGUUUGUGGUAAUUAACUACUUCGCCUAGAAUAUGGGCAAUACUUUCACACAUUACUUGCUGAUUGGACUAUUUUGUUGUUCUUUAUAAUAAAUAUGGUUUUUUUGC
This is a messenger RNA of Dendronephthya gigantea, 1406 nucleotides long. Its product is annotated as dnaJ homolog subfamily B member 13-like. Lineage: Eukaryota; Metazoa; Cnidaria; Anthozoa; Malacalcyonacea; Nephtheidae. The coding region runs from base 106 to 1044 and encodes 312 amino acids. The transcript is spliced from 9 exons. Gene Ontology annotation, cellular component: cytosol. Gene Ontology annotation, molecular function: protein-folding chaperone binding. The record is from RefSeq and is a predicted model, not a curated record.